AUGCUGAUGGUUGUUGCGAUUUUUAUUUUAUCUGAAAUGUCAAUUCCAAGUUUUGCUACUUUAUAUUGGGAUGGAGAAAUCAUUAUGGAUGAUGAAGGCUAUGAAUAUUAUGGGGGUUCAUCAACCGUCAUUACUAUUGGUAAACGUAUGGAUUUUGGUACUUUAGGAAUGAAAAUUGUCCGUGGAAUUAAUCUUAAAGGUGGACAUGAAUUUAUAUCGAAAAUCUUAUUCAGACAACCCAUUGAAAAAAAUGGCUCGUUUAAAUGGGAUUGCAUGGGUUUGGCAAACGAUGACGAUGUGAAUAUUAUGUUUAAUUUCAUUGAUGAAAUUGGAGGUAUGUCAUCGAUUGAAUUAUAUAUUGAAAUUUUUCGACCAUCUGCAAAUGUUGUUGAUGAAGCGGGCCCAUCAAAUAGUUGUUACACUGAAGCACUGAAGUGUACGGAUGAUUUUGAAUCCGCUAGCAAUGAUUAUUGUCCUGAUGAUGAUGAGGAUGAUGCGGAGUCUGAUGAAGAAUGGAUUGAUAGUGAUGACUGGGACAUGAAUGAGGAUGGUGGUCAUCAUAAUGAGUUAGUAGUAGAUUUGCCUUUUUACUAUAAUACUCAUGUUGCAAACCCAAUAAUGCCGCUUGUCCCUCCUCCGCCUUAUAGUGAAAUAGAUUUUUCAUUGCUAACGGUUGAUCCAUGGUCAACACCACAGUGUAGUUCAAUGUGGGAUCCAUUAAAAGAGUUUGAAUUAGGAAUGAUAUUCUCAUCUAGAGAGGAUGUCCAAAAAGCUGCCAAAGAAUAUCAUUUACAUAGGCACCAUGAGUUUUGUAAUGAGGAGACAAAGAGUAGAACAUAUGCCAUCAGGUGCAAAGACACAACGAGCAAUUGUAAGUGGAGAUUGCGUGCCUCACGAGGGAAAGGAAGUGAUAUAUGGAAAAUUACGCGAUAUAAUGGACCACAUACAUGUGUUAAUCCAUCACUGUCACAAGAUCAUAAGCAAUUAGAUAGCAAAUUUAUAUCUGAUUUCAUUCUCGCCAUUGUACGUGAACAACCCAAUGUGAAGAUAGGAGCGUUACAGUCUAAAAUAAAAGAUAAGAUUGGAUAUAUGCCAAGUUAUCGAAAGACCUGGAAGGCUAGGCACGAUGCAAUUAUUAAGAUCUUUGGUGAUUGGGACGAAUCUUACGGAAGGUUGCGAUAA
Messenger RNA from Hevea brasiliensis (rubber tree), 1182 nucleotides. RefSeq lists its product as uncharacterized. Bases 1 to 1182 code for a protein of 393 amino acids. The transcript has a single exon. NCBI's taxonomy places the organism in Eukaryota, Viridiplantae, Streptophyta, Magnoliopsida, Malpighiales, Euphorbiaceae. The record is from RefSeq and is a predicted model, not a curated record.